Messenger RNA from Trypanosoma brucei brucei TREU927, 1182 nucleotides. It is a transcript of the gene Tb927.3.830, whose product is annotated as flap endonuclease-1 (FEN-1), putative. The transcript has a single exon. NCBI's taxonomy places the organism in Eukaryota, Euglenozoa, Kinetoplastea, Trypanosomatida, Trypanosomatidae. The record is from RefSeq and is a predicted model, not a curated record. Bases 1 to 1182 code for a protein of 393 amino acids. Gene Ontology annotation, molecular function: DNA binding; 5'-flap endonuclease activity; 5'-3' exonuclease activity.
AUGGGUGUUCUUGGCCUUUCGAAGCUUCUGUACGACAGAACUCCUGGCGCCAUUAAGGAACAAGAGCUGAAAGUUUAUUUCGGUCGACGCAUCGCAAUCGAUGCCUCCAUGGCCGUAUAUCAGUUCGUCAUCGCCAUGAAAGGCUUUCAAGAGGGUCAGAGCGUUGAGUUGACCAAUGAAGCUGGGGAUGUUACGUCUCAUUUAAGUGGAAUUUUUUUUCGUACAUUAAGAAUGAUAGAUGAAGGACUUCGUCCUAUAUACGUGUUUGAUGGUAAGCCGCCCACCCUUAAGGCUUCUGAACUUGAGAGUCGGCGUCAGAGGGCAGAGGAUGCAAAGCAUGAGUUUGAAAAGGCAAAGGAGGAGGGAGAUGAUGAGGCCAUGGAAAAGAUGAGCAAGCGAAUGGUUCGUGUGGGAAGGGAUCAGAUGGAGGAGGUGAAGACACUACUUCGUUUAAUGGGCAUUCCUGUUGUUCAAGCACCCUCUGAGGCAGAAGCCCAGUGCGCUGAGCUGGUGAAAAAGAAUAAGGCAUGGGCGGUAGGAACAGAGGAUAUGGAUGCCCUGGCGUUUGGGUCCCGGGUGAUGUUGCGGCAUUUAACGUAUGGUGAAGCGAAGAAGCGGCCCAUUGCCGAGUAUCAUCUCGAUGAGAUAUUGGAAGCCUCCGGUUUUUCAAUGCAGCAGUUCAUAGAUUUAUGUAUUCUUCUUGGUUGUGAUUACGUCCCCAGAAUUUCAGGAAUUGGACCCCAUAAAGCCUGGGAGGGUAUCAAGAAGUAUGGGAGUUUAGAGGCAUUUAUCGAGUCACUUGACGGAACGAGGUACGUUGUCCCAGAGGAGUUCAACUACAAGGAUGCGCGGAACUUCUUCUUGGAACCAGAGGUAACACCGGGUGAGGAGAUCGAUAUCCAGUUCCGUGAGCCGGACGAAGAGGGACUGAUAAAGUUUCUUGUCGACGAAAAGUUGUUCAGUAAGGAACGCGUUUUGAAGGGUAUUCAGCGGCUUCGUGACGCACUUACGAAGAAAACCCAAGGUCGCUUGGACCAAUUUUUUACCAUAACGAAGCCACAAAAGCAGGUGAAUUCGGAGGCAUCUACUGCGGGAACGAAGAGGAACCGCGGUGCCGUAGCGUUGCCUGGCGUAUUGCAGCGGAAGUCGUCGUCCGGACACAAAAAGGCUGUCAAAAAGUAG